AUGAUAUACAUUAGAAUGUAUAUAGUGAUUUAAAAAGUGUAAUAGCACAACACUUACCUCUUUCAAAAAUAUAUAUUUAUUUUCUGCGUACGUUUUAUUCGGAAAAGCCAAUAAAAGGAAGUCGUUUUUCGAAAUGAAACUUUACUUGCCAUUCAUUGGUCAAUGAGGAGGACGUCACCGGAUGUAGCAAUGUAGCUUGACUGGCUAAAUCCCGAAACGGAAAACCACUUAAGAGGUUAUGUAAAACACAAUUGUUAAUGCCUCUGAUUUACUAUUUAUCAGUCCAGUGAUUACAUCGCUCCCAUACAAUUGUUCUAAACCGAUGUGAUAUUUAUAUCCGACUUUAUGUACAGAAUGCCAUUAGCCUUCAAUAGCAAAGUGGAAGCUAACAACAGAGACGGAUGAUGCUAUUUACGAUGUUGAAGCUUUUAAAUGUUUGUAGUUUAAUGCUACAAGACGAGUCUAUGCUCCACCCUCUGGGGAGGACCACUUCGUCCGUGGACACCUCCUCUGUCCUUUUCAGCUGAGGACCGAGUGACUUGUGACACCCAUAGUGGAGCCAGAACUACUGACCAAGACAACAGAAAAACAGAAGAUCCGGAUGAUAUGACUGAAACCUUGAUUUAGCAGAACGUGGGAAGGUUGAAGACAAGGAUUGUGAAAAGGAGAAUCCCAGGUGGAGCGAGGAUGUCUGAGGUAAUGAAGGUUGAAACAGAUGAGCCUGGAAGGUUCGGCUCGGAGCCCCUCAUAUCUUCAGCAUCCACAUCAGAAGAGGAGGAGGAGACACAAGACAACAAAGAGUUCAUUCAUCAGAUGUUGGUGGUUAAAGUUGUUCCUGAUGACUGGAGUCCCAGUUCGGACCAACCCAACCCAGAGUUCCCAUCCAUAAAAGAGGAAGAGGAGGAACUGAGUGUCAGUCAAGAAGAAGAGAAGCUUACUGUGAAGACUAAAGAUGAAAAGAAACCCCAGUUAUCAGAGGUUCAUCAGAUCAAAAAUGAAGACAUUAUGGAGAUAGAGGCUCAUGACAGCAGCUCAGCUGAAGAGCUAAAAAUGGCCUCUGGCGAAGACAACUGUGGUGAACCAGAAAGAGACGACGUCACAGAUCCAGUGUGUUCUUACCAACAUCGUAAGAUGACGGUUCACAGAAGUGAUAAAACGUCUAAAUUGUGUUCCGAACUUAUGACUCGCACUGGAGAAAAGCCCUUUGGUUGCAAUGUUUGUGGCAAACGAUUCAAGCAUAAGGCCAAUUUUAAACACCAUAUGAAAAUUCACAUUGAAAACAGAGAACAUAACUGUGAACUUUGUGGCAAAGGAUUUAAAGCUAAGCAUUUCCUUCAAACGCACAUGAGGCUUCACACCGGAGAGAGGCCGUUUGCAUGCGACGACUGUGGGAGAAGGUUUCACGCUAAGGCAGUUCUUAAAAGUCACCUGGAGGUUCACUCUGGAGAAAGGGCUUUUUCCUGUGACAUUUGUGGUACGAGAUACAAAAGGAAGGAGACUCUUAAGAAGCACAUGUGGGUCCACACGGCAGAAAGACCCUUUGUUUGUAGUGUGUGCAGUAAAGGAUUUUAUCAUCAAAACAGUCUAAGGAUUCACAUGAACGUCCACACAGGGCAGAGACGGUAUAUAUGCAGCGUUUGCAGCAAAGGAUUUGCAGAACAAGAGACUCUGAAGAGACACAUGCGCGUUCACACGGGAGAGAAGCCGUUUAUUUGUGGCUUCUGCUGUAAAGGAUUUUCACAGCAAAUGCAUUUGAAGAGACACAUGCAUGUUCACACCGGAGAGAAGCAGUUCAUUUGCAGCGUUUGCAGCAAAGAGUUUUCUCAGCAGCACCAUCUGAAAAACCACAUGGAGGUUCAUACCGCAUCAUUUAGCUGCAGUGAUUGCAGUAAGCGCUUUGUGAAGGAAAUCCAGUUGCAACGACAUGCCAGAGUCCACACGGAGGAGAGGCCGUUUGGUUGUGACGUCUGUAGGAGCAGGUUUAAUCAAAAGUGUCAGCUUGAAAAUCACAUGAGAGUGCAUUCAGGAGAGAAGCCGUUUGUUUGUGAUGUUUGCAGUAAAGGGUUUUCCCAACAAGGAAAUCUGAAGCGACACAUGGUCGUGCACAAGGUCUGCAACCCAUGAUUAUUUUGAUAGUUGAGCAACAUGCCAAUAAUUUUUCAAGUUUUCAGCAACUACCUUUAUUUUGCAACUUAUCGAUGCUCCAGUGCCUCUGAAUUUAUAAAAAAAAUUAAUUCUCACAUUAAACUAAAAUGAACUUGUGAAUCCCUACUUUGUUCUGAUCAGCUGUAGGUCAAAAUCUUAAACUCUUAAAAACAAGUCAGAACAGUUUUUUUUUCUUCCUUGUUACAGCAAAAAGAUGAAAAAAGUAAAAUGGGAUUUUUUUCAACAACACUUUUUACUGACUGCCGAUGACAAUAUUUCUCCUUCCUGUACAGUAGUUUAAUUUAAUAUAUUACUGUUUAUGUACCUCGGAAUAACAUGUAAACAAAGAUUUGCACUUAAAAGUACAAAUGGGAUGUAUUUCUAUUGCUCCAUCAUUCUUGUCUGUGACUGGUGGAGGCAGAAGGCAAAUUUGUGACGUGAGAAGAGGAUUACUUUAUGAUGGACCAAAUAUAUGUAAAUAGUUUUUAUACUGGUUUAUGAUCAAUUCACAAUCUAUGAUAACCAUCCCUCUGUUACAGGUGGAAAUUGAUGCUUUUUUUUUUUUUGCUACAAUCUGUUACCAUGCAUCUUUUUUUUGAAAAGGUUAAAUGAAACAUUGUACUCUGUGUCUAUAAAUAAA
Messenger RNA from Poecilia reticulata (guppy), 2785 nucleotides. RefSeq lists its product as uncharacterized. The record is from RefSeq and is a predicted model, not a curated record. NCBI's taxonomy places the organism in Eukaryota, Metazoa, Chordata, Actinopteri, Cyprinodontiformes, Poeciliidae.